AGGAUCUAAAGUUUUAAGGAUUUUGUUAUCUCAGAGGGGUAAUAAUUGAUUCUAAUCAACGUGGAUCCUAAAACUAAUUAUGUCAAAAAUACUGAUUUCAGGAUUUAAUGUUGAUUAAUCGUUUUCUUAUUUCUCUAAUGAAUACCAUAGACCCCCUAAGGUAUUAGAUCCUUCUUCUUCAUCGCCUUUUUUUAUUUUGUCAAAUAUAACUGUCCCUAUUUGUAUUCCGUUUCCUACACGCGAUACGCGUUAAUGUAAAUUCGUUGUAUUAUUACUUGAUUCAUUCAAAUCUCGAUGUCAAUGACAUUUCCGAUACAGGUGCCAGCAUGCAUCUUGCAUUGUAUAAUGCAUUUGCAAAGAUAAACGCGUUAUACGGGUUUCGCAAUUCAUAUGCACCCACACGCAUCCGUAUGAAUAUAUAAAGAACAAGUUUGUUGUUAUUCUAAGUACUUGAACUUGAAUUUCAAAGCGUGUAAUAUGGCCUUCGCAUUAGAGACCGUGUUGCUGAUGUUGUUCGGUGCUGUAUACAGUAGAGACACCGAAAUUGUUUUGUUGCAAUUAUGGAACGCAAAUGAAAACGCAGAGGUGCCUCUAAGUUUCAAAGCUUUCGAUCGGUCAGUCGACUUAAAGUUACGUAGGAACGACAAAAUUGUAGCGCCUCAAUUUCGAGUUUGGAAGCACAACGAUGAAGACGUUGUGGAAGAAUUACCAAAACUUAGCAACCCUAUCUCCUGUCAUUAUCUUCAUAGAGACGACUUUAGCUCGGCGGCGAUAAGUCUUUGCAAAGGAAACGGGAUGCAUGGUCUUGUGUUUUUGGAGAACAUCACCUUAGAGAUUACACCGCUCCAGGAUGAAGAUACUUUAUUCUUAAAUGAUCAUUAUAUCAGACAGCGUUCAGAAACCUUGGGAGAGCCUCAUAUCGUCAAGAGAGCCCAAGGUUCUGCUCUAUUUUUUGAAGACCAACCGAGGUAUUACGAAUGGCUGGACAAUGACUUGAUGAAACUUGAGGAAACAAGAGAACCCCUCGAGAAUACCGUCCAGAAUGAUGCAUUAACCUUAGAAUUGGCGGUGUUCUUCGACGAGGCUGGAUACAACCUCUUCUCGCCAUUUUUCAACAGAAACGACGAAGAAGUUCGCGAUAUGCUUCUAGCGUACAUAAAUGGCGUACAAGCGAUUUAUCAUCACCCAAGUUUGGGAACCACCAUAGAUAUCUCUUUGGUGCGGUUAGAAAUCAUGCAGAAACAGCCGCGUGAUCUUCCGCACCAUGACGGGGAGAGAGGUCGUCUGUUGGAUUCGUUUUGCAGUUAUGCAAUGAAAAAGAAUCCUGAUGAAUAUCAUCCUAACCAUUGGGACAUGGGACUAUACGUUUCCGGUCUGGACUUUUAUGUUGUUGAAGCUGGGCGGAAGAAUAGUGCCACUAUGGGACUAGCAGUGGUAGGAGGAUUGUGCAUCGAUCGAUAUUCUUGCGUUAUCGCUGAAUUAGGUGUAACCAAUCAAUUUGGAAAACCAUUUCCAUCAGCAGGGUUUACCUCUGUCUAUAUAGCCGCGCAUGAGAUUGGACACAACCUAGGGAUGCACCACGACUCCACUGGAAAUACGUGUCCAAAGGACGGGUACAUAAUGUCCCCGAGCAGAGGGUUGCACGGUGAGACCAUCUGGUCGGAUUGCAGUCGCGACCUGGCGCAAAGGUUAUCUUACACGAAACUAUGUCUCACGGAUAGGCCGACCGCUCAAACGAAUCCUCACCUGGAUCACGCUCGAUUCUAUGAUUUACCGGGCAGAGAAUGGACCGGUAAAAAGCAGUGCGAAUUUCUGUUGCGCGAUAAAGACGCCAGCGUCGCCACGUGGUACAAAGCGUGCGAGUCCCUGCAAUGCAAGACUCCGCACAGAAGCGGUUACUACUUCGCUGGACCGGCGUUGGAUGGAACUUACUGUGCGCCAGGAAAAGAAUGCCGCGGCGGUGAUUGUAAGAAUAUUUUGCAGAUUCAUCCAGGAUCGGAGAAACCGUUCGUUCAAACGGGAGGUUGGAGCGAAUGGAGAACCGGCUCCUGCGGCAGCGGUUGUCUUUCCAAGUCCACCGGUGCUCAGACUAGGCAACGAUUCUGUAACAAUCCAACCCCUAUGAACACGGUAAUCGGUUGCGAGGGUGCUCGUUACGACGUUGUUCUUUGCAAAGACGAUCAUCUUUGCAAGAAGAAUCGCAAGAGCAUCGUCGAGUUCGCGGCGCUGAAAUGUGCAGAGUUCAGCGAAAGAUUGCCAGAAUUAGAUGGCAAGGGUGGCGGUCUACAGGCGCCUCACGAACGCGAAAGACCAUGGAUGGCCUGCGCUAUAUUCUGUCGACGAAAAGACAUAGCAUCUUAUUACACUCCGCGCGUGGAAUUAAACGACCUUGGCCUUGACCCAUACUUUCCAGAUGGGACAUGGUGCCACGCCGAGGAGGGACAAAAUUAUUUUUGUCGCCAGCAUCACUGUUUGCCGGAGACCUUUCGUUUCGAGAAAAUAAUCUUGCAGGAUCGUCAACAGAUCGACGAAGAUAUAGAAUUUGGUCCCCAGAAUGCUCAUCCCGGUGGGCUUGGUCUCGAUGAUCAAAUAAUUAAGUAUCUUAGCCUAGGGUCGGAUGGUUUGCCUCUCUUGACCUCUUUGUCGCACAGUAUUGGAUUUCCACCGGACGAGGACGAAUGGAUCGAUAAAGAUUACGUUGAGUUCGCGAAAAGCACUGAAGAUGUCUUUAGAGUUAUCUAGUUGGAUGAGAAAUUAGCGUGAUUGAUUCUUUUCGUUACCAUGAAUUGAAUGAAUUUCUUAUUUUUCUAAGAUAAAAGGUUUGGAACAGUUGGUAGAAAGUCAAAACAUAUACAGGAUAUUUUUGUGGUGUCUACUUUUA
Messenger RNA from Osmia bicornis bicornis, 2881 nucleotides. RefSeq names its product A disintegrin and metalloproteinase with thrombospondin motifs adt-2-like (gene stl). The transcript has 4 exons. The record is from RefSeq and is a predicted model, not a curated record. Bases 478 to 2742 code for a protein of 754 amino acids. Gene Ontology annotation, biological process: extracellular matrix organization; proteolysis. NCBI's taxonomy places the organism in Eukaryota, Metazoa, Arthropoda, Insecta, Hymenoptera, Megachilidae. Gene Ontology annotation, cellular component: extracellular matrix. Gene Ontology annotation, molecular function: metalloendopeptidase activity.